AUGGCGAAGAAAGGAGCAUUAUUUCGCAAUCUACGCCAAUUUGAUGGAUAUGCAAAGACAUUAGACGAAUUUCGUGUCAAGACAACAUCAGGCGCAUCUGUUACCUUGAUUAGUGCUUUUAUUGUCAUUUACUUGGUUCUGUCAGAACUAAUAACAUACAACACAUCUACAUGGAGUCCAAGUCUAGUUGUAGAUAAAAGUCGAAAAGAAAAAAUGCCCAUAGACUUUAAUAUCACGUUUCCUCAUGUGCCUUGCCAUAUGCUUAGCAUUGAUAUAAUGGAUGAUACAGGAGAGCAUUCAACAGGAUAUUCCCAGGAUAUAACAAAAGUAAGACUUGAUCUGUCCGGAAAGGUGAUCGAAACUAAUAUUCUUAGAAUAGAGCUAGGAGAUCACACCAAAGAUGCAGAAAAGGCCCUACGGCCAGUGCCUGAAUGUGGUAGUUGUUAUGGUGCAACACCACUUCGUGAGGACGGUUGUUGUCACACUUGUCAGGAUGUUCGAGAAGCUUAUAUCAAGCAAGGAUGGGGGCUUGUGAACACAAAAGAGAUUGAACAGUGUGUGCGUGAAGGAUGGUUAGAAAAACUUGAAAACCAGUCAGACGAAGGAUGCAACGUGCAUGGACAUCUCUUGGUAAACAAAGUGCGAGGAAACUUUCAUUUUGCACCAGGAAGCGCCUUUCAGGCUGGUUCGAUGCACAUACAUGAUCUUCAGGAAUACUCAGCAGGAGCAGCAGAAGGACACAAAUUUGACAUGAGCCAUGUCAUUCACAAGCUAAGAUUUGGCCCAGAUACUAAAGAUCAAAGCGAAGAGGUCUUGGCAGUUACAAAUGCCUUGGCUGGCACAGUCAAGAAUAGUACGAAUGGACGUGUGGCGUAUCAAUACUUUUUAAAAAUUGUUUCUACCGAGUUUCGACAUUUGAAGAACAUAGUCUAUACCAAUCAAUACUCUGUUACCCAAAAUGAAAUGAUGCUUAAGGAUGGGGUAUCUGGUCUCCCAGGCGUCUUUUUUAAUAUAGAGAUCUCACCUAUGCAUAUCAUUUACCAAGAAUCAAGACCCGCUUUUAGUAGCUUAGUAACAGGUCUCUUGGCUAUUGUUGGCGGUAUCUUUACUGUAGCAGGGUUAAUUGAUCGUGUAGUAUACAAAGCUGAACGUGCUUACAAGAAGAAAAUGGAGCUGGGAAAAACUCUUUGA
Rhizopus microsporus ATCC 52813 is the source of this 1191-nucleotide messenger RNA. Its product is annotated as DUF1692-domain-containing protein. NCBI's taxonomy places the organism in Eukaryota, Fungi, Mucoromycota, Mucoromycetes, Mucorales, Rhizopodaceae. Gene Ontology annotation, cellular component: Golgi membrane; endoplasmic reticulum; COPII-coated ER to Golgi transport vesicle. The coding region runs from base 1 to 1191 and encodes 396 amino acids. Gene Ontology annotation, biological process: endoplasmic reticulum to Golgi vesicle-mediated transport; retrograde vesicle-mediated transport, Golgi to endoplasmic reticulum. The record is from RefSeq and is a predicted model, not a curated record. The transcript is spliced from 5 exons.